UUUUCUCCUCCUCUCCACACAACCAACCAAGCCAGUCAGUAGUAGCCAUGUCAGCGUCUCCGCAGCAACAACAACGACCACGGCCACGCCUUCGAGCGCCACGACGCGCGGCAGCAUCAGCCGCACGAUCUUCUUCGUCAUCCUCCACCUCCUCUCGCUCCUCAACGACAUCGUCUCAUGCAUCCUCAUCGUCCAGCCGGCGACGCCAGCAAAACCGCCACCGCGACCAGCGGCAGCAGCAACAGCAACAGCAAGACCCUGGUUUUGAGCGCUAUCGAAGAGCUUUUGAGGGCAUCGCCCACAGCAAGAAGAAGGCCAGCCCUUCCAAGAAGCGCGUCUUUCUGCUCGCUCUCGCUGACUUUCGCCGCUCCUCUGACAGCGAGCUUGUUAGGCUCCUGAAUCUGUCCAAACCCCUCAACGAUAUCCUUCCCAGGGCUUCUGACGCCAAUGAUUUCACCCCCGAUCGCUGGGUGAACGCGAUCAACCGCCUGCUGGUCAUCGAAGCGAAGGAGUUUGAGCGGCAACGCAACGCCGCCCUCCGUGCCAUGGCCUCCGACUCCAGGGCGCUGAAGGCAGUGUUGUUCGAGAUUGAGACCCCACACCCGGGCCAGUCGCACGCGGAGCACAUCACCGCAAUCGCCAAGCUGUUCCGCAUCGUGUGCACGACCACUCAGGGCUUGCUUUCCCGAUCCAUCCUGUCGUCGAUGCACAGGUUUCGGCAAUCGCCUGCCGUUCGCAAGUGCCGGUCCAGCAACAGCGACGUUCAAGCCUUUCUGGCUCUCUUUGAGGGUACAUCAUUUCGAACACUGCCCAUCGUCCCCAAGAUUGAGGUCCUGCAACGAUCGUUGGCCCCUGGCGAGCACCUCUUCCCGCUGGAAGGCAAUGCCAACAUGGAGCAGCUGCUCGAGCACCACUUCCGUCUUCUGCGCGAAGACAACAUCGGCCUCCUGCGCAGCGGCAACAGCGACGACAGCGACGCGGUGUUCGGCCUGACGCAGUCCCGCUAUCUUCCGGUUUACAACGUGCGCCCCUGCGAGUUUGACCUGCUGCUCAACGGCCGCGCCAUCACCUUCACCUUUGAGCUUGGGCGCGACAGUGCGUACCACAAGCUCAACAAUACCUCCCGCAUCCGCUUCUGGCAGCGCGAGCGCGUGCUCAUGGCAGACUGGCUUGUCGUGUUGCUUGAGAACGGCGUGCCGAAGCACCUUGCCCGCAUCGACCGCAUACGUGACAUCGGCAUGCUGAUGAAAGGCAAGGUUCAUCUCACCCUCCUCGAUGACGCAGUGGCCGACGAGAUUGUCAGGGACCUGGUCCACCACGAGUGCGGGAGCAUUACCCACGUCCUCAAGAAGCAGCCCGCGCAGCAAGAACAGAACCGAUCGUACACCUUGCUUCAGCUGUCCCCUUUGUUCGCAUAUGACAAGCCGCUGCGGCAGCUGCAGGAAAUGAGCGACUUCCCCUUUGAGGAGGAAGUGCGCAAGAACACCAACUACAAGCUGAAGGAGCGAGACCUCAUCAAUGUUGGCCACCACAAUGGCACGAGCACCACUGACGCCAGUUCCAGUGCCAGCAACACCGCACCCAGCAGCAACAACUCCCGUCAUACCAACAGCCACGUUGAUGACGUUGAUGACGUUGAUGAUGGUGAUGAUGGUGAUGAUGGCGGCGGGUGGCAGCCGGCCCCAGCAAACAGGAAGCGGCAGGCACGGCGCCACCGCCGCACAGUCGUCGGCCCUCCAGAGUACAUGAAGCGUGGGCAGCACGAUGCACAGCUUGCCCAGUUCCUGCGCAGCCGCGAUGGCGGUGCAGAGCUGAACGCCAGCCAGCGCGCCGCGAUGGUCCACGUCAUGCGCAACCGCCUGGCGCUGAUCCAGGGCCCACCAGGCACAGGCAAGACGCACAUUGGCGUGGUCAUCACACGCUUCCUUGUGCAGGUGCUCAAGCUCAAGGUGCUCGUCGUCUGCUUCACCAACCACGCGCUGGACCAGUUCCUCUCCGAGCUCCUCGGUGAUGAGAUCGGCGACGACGAUGGUGACGAUGGGGACGGCGGUGACGGCAGUGACGGCGCUGACAGUGAUACAAGCGGCAGCAGCGACCAGCAAGGCACAGCUGGGCGUCGUCGGGAGGCAACGCGCCACAAGCAGCUCGCCGUUACCAAGAAGAUCGUGCGCCUGGGCAGCAGAUGCAGGCACCCUCGUCUUGAGCAGUAUCAGCUGCGCAACUUGCGCGAGGGCAGUGACUCACACGCCCUCAAGCCUGCUCAGCGGAAGGAGGAGGGUAGGCUGCGGAAACAGAAGACACGCUUGCGCAACCACAUCUGCGCCCUGCGCCGCGCCAUUUGCUUUGAGCGGCACAGCGAGGCAGCUGCUCAGUGCUAUCUUGGCUACAGGGGCAGCCCGGAAGAGCGUGCUGCCUUUGGAUUCCCGCCUCUCCGGUCAAACAGCAGCAGCGACCCAGGCACCCAGCACAAGCACAAGCACAAGCACAAACCAGCAACCAAGGCCAAGUCUGCAAGUGCAAACAGCAACAGCAACAGCAACAGCAACAGCAACAGCAACAGCAACAGCAACAGCAACAGCAACAGCAACAGCAACAGCAACAGCAACAGCAACAAGGCCGAGUCAUUGUGGGGGCUGUGGUGCACAGGAGCCCCGCCACCACAGGGCUUGGCCAACAACAAGUUGUGGAAGUACCCGCUGGAUACACGCAAGCUGACCGCCCUCAAUUGGAAUGAGCGCAUCCCGGAGCUCGUCGUCGACCUUCGCAGGGCUAUUGCUGAUGCUGACGAGCAACUGGGCAAGCUGCGGGCCGCCAAGGACCGCACCAUCUUGGCGGAUGCAGACAUCAUUGGCUGCACAACGACUGGUGCUGCCGGCCACGCCGACGUGCUCAAGGGCCUGGACAUCCCCGUGUACAUGGCGGAGGAAGCCGGCGAAAUCCUGGAGGCGCACGUGCUUGCGUCCGUGCCCACAAAGUGCCAGCACGCCAUCCUCAUCGGCGACCACAAGCAGCUGCGCCCAAAGGUCAACCGCUACAAGUUCGAGCGGGAGAGUGGCGAGGGCUUCAACCUCAACGUGUCGCUGUUCGAGCGCCUUGUGCCUGUCCUCGGCUUUGCCUCCCUGCACGAGCAGCACCGCAUGCGCCCCGCCAUCAGCCGCCUCGUGCGCGAGAUGACCUAUCCUGACCUGCAGGACCACAAGCAGACGAAGAAGCGCAAAGACAUCGUCGGCCUGCGGCACAACGUCGUCUUCCUCAACCACGACGAGAAGGAGGGCUUCAGAGACAGCACCACGCGCUCCCGCCACAACCUGGGGGAGGCGCGCAUCGUAUUUCAGGUGGUGCAGCACUUGCUCCUGCAAGGCUACAAGAGCAGCGACAUUGUUGUGCUCACCCCAUAUGGCGGCCAGGCGCGCCUGUUGGACGGCAUGCUGCGCAGCAUCACCACGGAGGCCAAGCAGCACCUCCACCUCGAGUGCAUGGCGUGCAGGGCAGACUCACACGAGCUUGCCAGCCACCUGCACAGCCACAAGCAGGACCGGUGGCGUCGGCGGUUUGAGGACCCGCAACAGGCCUGGCGCCGGCGUGACUUCUCCCUCGGCGACGGCCAUGACGAUGACGACGACGGCGACAACCGCAACAACAACUCCACCAGCAGCCGCGACGGCACGUCGGGUGGUAUCCAUGGCACUAGGCAUGCAACAACAGCGACGCCAUCAUCAGCGAGCGUCGGUCGUGAGCUUAGUGCUGAUGGCGGCGCCACCAACAGCAACGACAACGGUGCUGACGGCGACGGUGAUGAGGAUGGUGAAGACAAGCGCGAAAAGGCCGUGAUCAAACGCAAUGUGGCGCUGCUGCAGGCGGCGCGCCGCGAGUUCCCCAUCAAGGUCGUGACGGUCGACAAUUUCCAGGGCGAGGAGGCAAAGAUUGUGGUGAUUUCCCUCGUGCGCAGCAACAACAAGGGCAGCAUCGGCUUCUUGCGUGAGCCCGAGCGCGUGAACGUGAUGCUGUCUCGUGCGCGUGAUGGCAUGAUCGUCGUGGGCAACAAGUCUACGUUUGACCGCUGCAACGUCAAGAAAGGCCGCUGGCUCUGGAAGAAGUUCUUUGGCACCCUGCCUGAGGAGGCUGUCUGUGCUGGCCUUCCCAUUGUGUGUCCGCAACAUGAACACCACGGCCCGUGCGAGCUGGAGACACCGCUGCUGUCUGAGAGAACAAUUGAGCCGCACAACCACGGUGGCUGCUCGCAGGAGUGCCCGCGCCCGCUGCCCUGUGGUCACGCAUGCAAGCUGCGCUGCCACGAUCAAAAGCAGCACAAACGCAUGCUGUGCUGUGAGCCCGUGUUCCUCGAGUGUGACGAGUGCGAGGGCGUUUACCAGACGCACUGCCACAUGAACGAGCCGCCACAGGCAGCGCACGAUCGCGGUGGCGACACAGAGGGCGAUGGUGACACGGGAAAGCGCUUUCACGACCCCGUGUGUACCGUGUGUGCGGCGAAACUUCACCUGGAGCACUUGGACAGCAACGCCAUUGGUGCUUGCGAGUCCACACUCGAGGAUCUCAAGAGUCAGCUGCAGGAACGGCGGACCAGUGACACGGGCAUGAGCCUGCCUGCGACCGUGCGAGGGAGCACCGCCUCUAGCUCCUCAGCGAGGAGUGCACCCUCUUCCUCCUCGACAGCGUCGUCGUCGGUGUCAUCAUCGUCAUCUUUGCUCACUGCAUCAACUUCAAGCGCCGAAUCGCCGUCGGCACUGCCUCAAGCAGGCACGACUACCAGCGUGACGUGCUCUGGCACCCACCUGUGCAUGCAGGAAGCACACGUGCGCGUGACGCAGGCGCAGCUGGCGGUGGUGCGCGCAAAGGCCGAUGCAUUCACCUGCGACCAGGUCGUGGACGAUUUGACGAACACGCUUGCUGCCAUGCUUGAGCGCCAUCUACAGCUCCAGAAAGAACGCAUUGACUUGGAGGCUCAUCUGUACGGGCACAACACCUUCGAGCAGGAAGAAGAAUACGAAGACGAAGAAGAAUACGAAGGCGAAGAUGGGAACUACUCUGCUGGGUCGUAUGACACGGGCGCAAACGACAGCAGCGAUGACGAUGAUGAGGACGAAGAAGAAGAUGAUGAUGAGGACGAAGAAGAAGAGGAAGAGGAGGAAGAUGAUGAGGAAGAGGAGGAGGCAGAGGUGUGUGACGAUGGCCACCAAGAGCUAUUGAACAUGGUGCAGAGGGAUGGUGCAGUGUCGACCGAUGACGACGAUGAGGACGUGCUUGAUGAGGAUGAUGACGACGACGAAGAUGAUGAGGAUGAUGAACAGGAUGAGAACGAGGAUGGUGCCGGCACUGAUGACAACUACGAUGACAACGGCAUUGAUGCCGAUGAUGUUGAUAGCUACGAUGGCGUCGUUGAAGGUGCUGAGGACAGGCUGCAUGAAAGCAUUAGCGAUGGAGAGAGUGAUGACAACGGCUACGAGGCAGAUUUCGUCGACGAUGACGAUGACAGGAGCGAUGACGACGAGGAUUACUCUCCAUCUCAAUAUGACCAAGGGGAUGAGGAACACGCCGCUGCCGCUGCUAGCAACGCUGAAAGCGGUGGUGACGACGAUGAUGAUGGUGAUGACGACAUGAGGCCAACAGACGAGGACUUGCAGACCAUCAUCGACCGCUUGCACGAGGACAAGCAAGAUAUUGAAAUGCAAAUUCCACAGGCUGAAGACCAACUGCAGAAGUGGCAACAGCAGCAAAAGCAGGCGCACGAGAAGCUGGCACGGGCACGCAGGUCCCUGCGAAGUGCACUGUUUGCGCUGGUUGAUCUUCUGCGCGAUGGCGCCUCCGCACUGACACCGCCCGGCACAAGCGGCAUGACCCCAAAGGAGUUGGUGGAUGUAGCUAACGGCCGCGUGGGUGAUGGCGAGCCGGCAGAAGUUAAUGCAAGCAACGGCAAGCGAGAAGGAGCAGUACAUGACAACAACAGCACGAAUUCGGCCGGUAGUGGUGACCAGGACAAGAAGAAGAAGGACAAGAAGGAGAACAAGAAGAACGAGGAGAACGAUAACAGCAAGGGCAAGGAGGUGAACGGGGCCGAGACGCAAGCAGGCAAGCUCUGCAGCGACCUCACGAUCGCAGCCAUUCUGGAGUAUGCCGGUCACAUGUUUAGCUUGCCCUUCCCAACAAAGUGGAACAGUCUCAUUGUUGGUUGCGAUGGCAAUGGGCGGGACUCCGCCAGCACCCGCACCGAAGACCCUGAGCAGAGCGCCGGCAAGAAGAAGAGCAAGAAGAAGAAGAAGAAGAAGAAGAAGAGGAAGAAGAAGAAGAGCAAGAGCAAUAGCAAGAGCAAGGACACCACGAAGCAGUUGGCCAGCAACUCCGACACCAGUAAGGCCAACAACAACGGCGCCGGGGCGAGUGAGCAGCCUCCACAUGAGAGUGCGGCUGGGCCAGACCUGUCGCCAUCCAUGAGCACGUGCCCGGGUGUUCUCGAUGGCGGCGGCGCAGUGGCACUUGCUCACGACAAGGUGUGGCAGGCCAUUGUCGGCCACAACUUGUUUGAGGAAGGGCUCGUUGAGCGCACGAGGCAGCGGAGGAUUGUACUGCACCAGCUGUUUCAGCGCUUCACGCCCUUGUGGCGACAGGAGGAGGAUGCCAUCCGAAAGCUGCGGAAAAACGGCGUCCGCGCAAGCAAGAUGUCGCAGGAGGAACUGAAAAAGCUGUUGCACUCUGGUCGCUUCCGUUCAGGCUCUGACGCGUACAAGUCGGUGAAGCAAGUGCUGAACGCGCGCACUGCGAUGGGUGAGCUGGUGAUGGCACAGAAACCCAUCUUGGACAAGGUUGGAGUCAAGAAGGAUACGUGGACAAAGGAUGACGCCGAAGCGGAGUUGAAGGAGGUGCAAGACAUCCUCAAGCAGCGCCAGGAGCAGGGGCACCACAGGCGGCUGGCCCGACUGGCCCUAAUGCGCGUGCUGCACGUGCAGAUGCUCCUGGAGAUGCGACUGUCGCAAAUGACACCGGCAGUCGCGGCGAGCGAGCGACAACUGCUGAGGAAGCGCGUGCCUGAACUGCUGUUUGACUCUGACAGCAGCAAUGGCACCGUCAGCGGAAGCAGCGCAAACAACAACGACAACAACAACAACAACGACGACGACAGCAGCCGCAGCCGCCGUGACGGUGGGGGCCUCCAUUGCGCGCGGGUUGCCGUACGCCUGCUCCUGCGGUGCGGCCCCUUGCGGCUUACCGAGACCACAAUGAGCGCCGAAACCGCAGUGAAGAGCCUGUAUCGCAUCAUCUACACCGCCAGCCCGUGCCUUGGCAAGGAUGACCUGCACAACCUGGACGUGCCCGAAGGCAUGUUCCGCGCCAGCAGUGCUGCAGCGGCGGAGGCAAGGAAGGCCUGGCUCGGCGCCAUUCCCGCAGCCAUGCAGACGGCCACUGCUCGUGAUGGCCCGAACAAGGUGUGGGGCAGCGUUGCAGAGCUCAACGAGGAGCGGCAAGCGUUUGUCAAGACGUUUGAAGCGCGAGCGAGAGGGCGUGAAGGUGCUGGCAGCGGCAGCGGCGACAAGAAGGAUGCAGCCCUCAAGUAUGCGUUGGACGACGAAGACGGUGACUACUCCGACUACCCGGACAUUGACCCGCUGGAGGAGCUCGCUCUUGACGAUUACGAGGAGGAUGAGACUGAUGACAGCAACAUUGGCGCUGGCGAGGAUGACUGGGCAGUUACUUCUUCGUAUGCGCGUGUGGGUGGGGCGUUUGGCAGCAUGGGCGCAUUUGAAGCGACGAGCGGUGUUCGCAGCCUUGAUCACCACAGCGAUGAUGAUUACGAUGAUGACGGUGAUGAUGAUGAUGAUGAUGAUGAUGACAUGGAGGACGACGCUGAAUUUGCUCUUGCUUUUUCAAAGCAGCAGUAGUGAAGAGACGAAGGAGCCCUGGAGGCGGGAUGGAGAGGGGAUGUUGGGUUGUUUCCUGGUUGAGGAUGGGUCUGCAUGGACUUACGCACGCGCGCGUGCGCGUUUGCAGUUGGCAGAGUGUUGGCGUUCUGAAAGCGUGCAUGGUGGAUGGCCUCUUAUGCGUCAUAUGCUGUACGUGAGUGAGUGGGUGUGUGUAGGUGUCUAGGUGUGUGUGUGUGUGUGUGUGUGUGUUGUUUUCUUCUUUCCUUGCGUUUCAGUUCUUUGCGUGUCCUUCUUUCUGUCAUCUUUGCGUGUCCUUCUUUCUGUUGGGUCUCGGGCCUGUUGCGUGAUGACGAGGAUGAGAUGUACUGCUGUUGCUUCUUUGCUGCUGUGUUUGAGUGCGGGAAAUGCAGAGGGGGGUUGUGUUGAUUGCAGGUGUGUGUGCGUUGCAUUGCCUUGUGUAGUUGUGUGUUGGUUUUGGCGUGCUUGCGUUGUGUUGUUGGUGUUGUCACGCACAUCAUUCCUAACGUCGAGCUGUUUCAUUGAACAAGAGUUGGUGA
Messenger RNA from Salpingoeca rosetta, 8431 nucleotides. RefSeq lists its product as uncharacterized. Lineage: Eukaryota; Choanoflagellata; Craspedida; Salpingoecidae. The coding region runs from base 48 to 7892 and encodes 2614 amino acids. Gene Ontology annotation, molecular function: helicase activity. Gene Ontology annotation, cellular component: nuclear RNA-directed RNA polymerase complex. The transcript is spliced from 2 exons. Gene Ontology annotation, biological process: regulatory ncRNA-mediated heterochromatin formation. The record is from RefSeq and is a predicted model, not a curated record.